AACAAUUUUUGCUGUCAAAACACUACACAAACCGUACAACGUACGAGAAAACCUGGUUGCUCAGGAAAAUUUAAUCGGAAAAUUUGGUUUUCUCCCAAUUCAACAUGGCUCUGGUCUUUAGAAACCUCAGCAGAUUAGGUGCCACACAAUGGCUCCGUUCGUCCUUUUCGACGUCAUCUGUCGUCCGCAAGGAUCCCUUAUCCUCGAAGGAAGCCCCAAUUGAGGAAAAUACCGUCGUCACUCUCAAACCCGAAGAAAUCAAACAAAAACAAAAACUCGCUGGCACCAUCACGGUACCCAAGAAAGUCGACAUGAGCCCAAUUAUGGGACUUCCGGAGGAACAUGUGAAGACGCGUCGUGUCCGCAUCUACGUGCCUGCCAAGAAUUCCAUGCAAAGUGGCACCGAUAACUUGCACCACUGGGAAAUCGAGUUCGAUAAUCGUGAACGUUGGGAGAAUCCUUUGAUGGGAUGGACAUCCACUGGCGAUCCACUUUCCAACAUGAAAGUAGAAUUCAACUCAAAGGAAGAGGCAAUUGAACAUUGUGAGAAAAAUGGCUGGAGAUGGUUCGUCGACGGUGAAGUCAAGGAAAAGCCACAUCGCGUCAAGAACUACGGCGUAAAUUUCGCCUGGAAUCGUCGCACCCGAGUUUCGACCAAGUAAAAAUCGCCGUUUUUCGUGUAAAAAGUAAAAAAAAUAAUUGUUGAAUACAAAAUGAGACACAAUUUAAGUAGUUAAUAUUUCA
Messenger RNA from Culicoides brevitarsis, 744 nucleotides. RefSeq names its product NADH dehydrogenase [ubiquinone] iron-sulfur protein 4, mitochondrial (gene ND-18). NCBI's taxonomy places the organism in Eukaryota, Metazoa, Arthropoda, Insecta, Diptera, Ceratopogonidae. Bases 105 to 662 code for a protein of 185 amino acids. Gene Ontology annotation, biological process: electron transport chain. The transcript is spliced from 3 exons. The record is from RefSeq and is a predicted model, not a curated record.